This is a messenger RNA of Mesorhabditis belari, 1176 nucleotides long. NCBI's taxonomy places the organism in Eukaryota, Metazoa, Nematoda, Chromadorea, Rhabditida, Rhabditidae. The record is from the annotation of a GenBank genome assembly.
AUGCCUCAAUUACCGGUGCAACGAUGCCCAUUCCCCUUGGAGACAAUUUCCCCAUCCGUGUCGCUCCCGAUGAGGCUUCCGACAAUAAUCCUCCUACUUUUUCAUGAGAUUUACUCGUUGAGUCGCUGCUAUUCUUGCUUAACUCACUGCCGGAUUCUGCCUGGUGGAAAGAUCGACGCAAAAACUUGUGAUUGCGUUGGAAAAGCUGAGGAUAGCUGCAUGGGAAACGCGUGUUUCGCGAAGAUUGAACUGUUUUCAGAGGAGAAAACAGCGAUUAUACAGAAAGGUUGCACAACUGAGCUACAAGGAGGGCAAGUUGGGUGUCAAUACGCGAGCAACUCCGAAACAGUUCACUGUUUUUGUCAAGGAGAGCUGUGCAACAAUAGGAAUCAAUUUGCCGACUUUGUUCCCGCUAGAUUGCCAACGGUUGAGUGCUGUGGUUGUAGUGAAAAACAUGGAGAUUCGUGUCCGAAAACGGGCUGUUUACACAAAUGCAAAGGAAACUAUUGCGUGGUCGACUUUGAUGGAAUCGAACAAGGCUGUGGCCUAGGCUUUCCGCGACUUCAGAAUUUCCUUCGAAUGCCCGCCUAUUUAGAUUGGCAAGGAGAACCGAUUUGUGCUAGGUAUGAGGCUGGCCCGUCCACUGUAAUGAACGGCUGCACUUGCACCGGUCUUGCUGGAAAUUGCAAUGAAUUGAAUAAGACAAGGAAUUAUCAACUCUCUAAAGUGAUUGAUCGACCAGAAGCUCCGUUAAACUAUUGCUACAGUGUCAGCCACAAAUCCGGGAAACCUUUUGGGCCAGAAGUGUUCAAAAAAUCUGUGACAUGUGAAGGGCAAUAUUGUUUCAUUUCGAUGACCACCUCCGAAAUCGUUUUGGAAACAGCCGACUUUGAGCACUCAUACGAUGAUCAUGAAGAGUUUGUCGGAUUGGCAAGACCGAAAUUCGAAUUGCUUGCUGGGUGUUUGAAAGUCGAUGAUCCAAAGAAGUUGGUUGUUGGUUGUACUACCGAAUAUUCGCACAAUCUAACCGAUCCAUUAUCAAAACAUUGCAUUUUGGGACUGAAGAUCCAAGACCGAGAGUUCAGAACCAGAAUUUGGAGAGGAACAGUGACGCAAAAACGUCUCCAAUCUCGCAAAACAAAGUCUCCAUUCUACCUCCAGCAACGAAAUCAGCAA